CCUCAAGAGCAGCGGGGUUCCCAACCAACCUUGAGCCCCUGAUAUUGUUGGACUAUGACUUCCAUCAUGCCCAGCCAUGAGGCCGUGAUGGCUAGGGGUGAUGGGAGCUGUAGUCACUUUGGGGGACCCAGGUUGGGAACCCUUGCUCUAGAAGGCAAACUGGGUGUUGGGAAUCUCAGAGCUAGGAUCCCACCACACAUCCCUGUUGAUCUCUCCUCCGUAUUCUAGGCCAUGGUUCCAUGUUGAGAGGCAACUGGGCUGUGCCCCGCACUGCAGAAACAGAGGGGCAGUUGGUUGGGGUUUCUAGUAUUCAGCUGUGUAUCUGAAAUGUGGUAAAGAACUCCCACUUUCCAUGGCCUGUUGCAGAUGCGGGGUGUGGUUGUGCUGACUUAAGUUCCUGGAGCAGUGGUGGCCAGUAUGUACAUUUUGGUCAGUGUGUAGUGCAAGUGCUUUACAUGUAUCAAGUCCACGACUGCAGUUGGGGAGAAGUGUCAGAAGGUUUUGGAGAGUCAGAAAGGAAAUUGGUUCCUUUUUGCGAAGGGUACAGUUCCUGAGGACUUUCUGGACAGCAAAAUAAAAUGGAUUUUAUUUUUAGUGCUUUUCUGAUACUAGCUCCAAGGUCUAUGGCCACUGAUCCCCAUGGGGUGGGGGAAGAGUGCAAAUGUGCACAGAUUAGUUUCUGGAGUUUGAAGAACUAUUAUUUUUUGGUGUGGAGAAGGUACAGGGAUCAUGAAGUGAUAGGGCACUGCUGAAACAGGAAGGGGAGCCUUGUUGGUGUUCAUUAUUUUUAAAAUACUUUUUUUAAAUCUUUAAAAAUGUAUAUGAACAUUCCCUGCUUGAAUGUGCAGUACCUAACCUUGACAGACAUGUUAAGAAUAUAUUAAAAUUUAGAAAGAUUAUAAAGUGACACAAAUAUGGAGCGUGGGUGUGAGAGAUUUGUCAGCAGGGAUGACAUGGGCACUAGCCAAUAGGUGUUCCAUAAGAUUUGCACAACUGCCACAUUUUUCCAGGAGGAAGAAUGUUAUUUUCUAAAGGUGCUGGUGGUGCUUGUGUGGUUGUGUUGCUCUACUCUGCAUGUACGUUGAAGAUGUGGAUUUGACAGAAUUGGCUAGGUUCUGGGCGUGUGUUGGAUUCAGUGUUCUUGGAAGAUGGUUUCAAAAGUACCUGAGUAGUUCCAUCUCUGAAACAGGCCUAAGCAGAUCAGUGCUUGGAUGGGAGCUUUCCUGAGAGCCCCAGGCCCUGAGCUCCUUAGAAAGAGGAUUGCAGUGCAAAUGUGGUUCCAGAAUGAGGGGGGCUACGUCUUGUACCCCCAGAUCGGCGAUCGCCUGGACCUCAUCUGCCCACGCUCCGUGCCGCUGGGCCCCUUCUCCACAGAGGACUAUGAAUAUUACAAGCUGUACCUGGUCCAGACGGAGCAGGCAGAGCGCUGCGAGAUCCUGCGCAGCCCCAACUUGCUGCUGACCUGUGACCGGCCUGAGCACGACAUGCGCUUCACCAUCAAGUUCCAGGAGUACAGCCCCAACCUCUGGGGCCACGAGUUCAAGACCAACCAGGAUUACUACAUCAUCACAACAUCCGAUGGAACCAAGGAAGGGCUGGAGAACACCAAGGGAGGGGCCUGUCUUUCCAAGGGCAUGAAAGUCGUCUUGAAAGUCGGGCAGAAUCCCAGCACAGGCUCCAAAUCCCAGAAGUCAGUUCCAGAUACGCCCGCUGAGAAGGAGCGAGGGACGUCGGGUGCCGCUGAGCCCAACAAGGAGAUGAACCCAGGACCCCCCACUGGAAACACCACUGGGAAGGUGGGGGGAGAGAAUGGCCCCCUGCCCCAGUCCAACGUGCCCAUCAUUGCCGGGGCCGCCGGGGGAGCCGCCUUUGUCCUGCUGGUGGCCGCCGCCGUGACGGGGGCCCUGUGCUAUCGCCGCCGGCGGGCCAAGCACAGCGAAUCCCACCACCCGCCCCUGUCGCUCAGCACCCUGACCAGCCCCAAGCGGGGGGGCGGGGGCGGCGGGGGCAACAACAACGGCUCCGAGCCCAGCGACAUCAUCAUCCCGCUCAGGACUUCAGACAGCGCCUUCUGCCCCCACUACGAGAAGGUGAGCGGGGACUACGGCCACCCUGUCUACAUCGUGCAGGAGAUGCCCCCGCAGAGUCCCGCCAACAUCUACUACAAAGUAUGAGGGGGUGGGGGCGGCAAAGCUCCCUCGGCCUGCCUCUCCCACCCUGGCAUGGGAAGGGGAGAACUCGGCACAGACGGGGUGAGUGGGACGUAGCCACCCCACCCCUCUCUCACCCACCCCGGGACACUGUGCAGAACGGGGUCAACGCAAGGGUGCCUGUGCCACCCUCCAGUAACCAGGGGGGUUCCUGGGACUCGGACCGUCUCCUGCCAGCCAAGGAAGGCAAGGACCCUCUCCUCCCAGCGGCCUUUGCCUUGCAGUGGAUUCUGGCCUGGCUGAGAGCAACAGAAGGAGGACACCACCACCACCCCGCUGACUGAUGGGAGCUUCAUGGAGCCAAAGGAUGAAGUCUGGCUUAAGCUCACCACCCAUCCCGUGUGCUCUGCCUGGAAAAGGGCCGACCCCUUCCCCUCUUCCACCUGGUCACUCCUCCCAGCUGAGCUCUCUGUGCAGUCCACCCUGGGUGGGCUUCAUGGGGUGCAGCUGUGCCCCAUCUCCUCCUGGCUUCAGCACUCCUAGGAAGAGAUGUCCAUUUCGGGCGGGCCACAUGCCAUCCUCCAGCUCAACACAGGAGGAGUCCCUACACCCAAACCAAACCAGUCUGGGAAGAAAAACUCUCAAGGAUGCCCACGUUGUGGCUAGAGAUUUUAGUGGGGGUGUUCGGCGGGAAAACCGAGAUGGCAAAGCCUGGAAUUGGGCGUUGAAUUUAGUUGUACAUUAUUGCCCCUCCCCUCCCCCAAGUUUUCAAGGUAUAAGGCCCCCCCCCGACCCCCUGUUUUGCUAAAGUGUUCCUCAAAAUGGAAAUUUCAAAGAUGAAGUUUUUUUAAAAGAAUGUUGCGUCAUUUCACAGUUGUGCAAAGUUGAAUUCCAGCUCUGCAGUUUCUCCUCCUCUCCUUAGUCUGGCUAUCGCCUCCUUCAGGCUCCAGCGAGGAGAGAUUCUCCCCCUUUCCCCACCGUCAACAAAACCUCCCGGGCAGGACGGCUGGCCAGCCUCUUGGGGGGGAUGCUUGUCCUCUUGGGCCCCCCCUUGCCCCCCGCCCCGCUCCCAACCUCUGCCUGCACACCCACCACCUCCAGUUGCUACGGAUUCCCACGGACACAUUUGGGUUUCCUUCCCCAUCAUUGCCACACCUCCCGCCACUAGUUCGGGAGGAUUUAACUGUGUGCCCCUUCGUGCGGAUGGGGGUUGGUUGGGAUACAAAAUGAAGGCGGCCACUUCCCUGCCAGUGUUUGGACCCGGAAGGCUCUGGCGCUGGCAUCGCCCACGGAUCAGACUCGAUAUCGGAAGAUCGCUUAUUUAUCCAGCCGUGGCCAUUUGGGGAGUCUCUUGUCGCUUGGGAGGAAGAAGAAAAAAAUCCCAUCUGAAGCAAAAUGGCUGCCCUUCCCCAUCAGCCUGUGCUGGGAAGACGGGAGUGUCAGGGUCUGUUGCCCAAUUUGGGGAGAAGACGGUGACUGAGCCUUCCCAAGCGGCCACAUCCAGCGGACCCGGAUCAGCAACACCUCGUGUGUGACAUUUAGUGGGGCUCCAAAAGUGGAGGGACUCUGUGUAAGAGACAGGGAAACAUGGCUGGGCUUCCCCUGGUUUGGCAGAAAAAUGAAAAGAAAAGGGGUGUGUGUGGUCUUUUUCAGCUUUAACAGAGGUUUUGUUUUGUUUUUUCGAUCUGAGAGUUUCUUAGCUAUGUCGGUGGAAUUUUACUGUUGGAUCAUGUUGAUAAUAGAAGUUCUUGUGCA
Molecule: messenger RNA, 3905 nt
Organism: Hemicordylus capensis (graceful crag lizard)
Lineage: Eukaryota; Metazoa; Chordata; Lepidosauria; Squamata; Cordylidae
Gene: EFNB3
Product: ephrin B3
Exons: 5
Coding region: 1212-2174 (320 amino acids)
Biological process (GO): axon guidance; ephrin receptor signaling pathway
Cellular component (GO): plasma membrane
Molecular function (GO): ephrin receptor binding
Source: RefSeq, a predicted model, not a curated record